AUGUCUGGAAAGGGUAAAGGUGGUGCUGAAGGUAGUGCUGACAUUCAAUGCUACAUAGACUCUGAGUUUCGCUACAGCCUCUUCACUGUUUUCUACAGCAUCAUUUUCAUUCUGGGCUUUGUUGCCAACUGCUACGUGCUCUGGAUUUUCAGCCGUAUUUACCCCACCAAGAAACUCAACGAAAUCAAGAUAUUCAUGAUGAACCUGACAGUAGCUGACCUGCUCUUCUUGGUUACGAUGCCAAUGUGGAUUGUUUACUAUCACCACCAUGGAGACUGGAUCAUGCCUGAGUUCCUCUGUAAUGUGGCUGGCUGUUUAUUUUUCGUUAACACCUACUCUUCUGUUGCCUUCCUGAUGGUCAUCACAUACAACCGUUACCAAGCCGUGACUAAUCCCAUUAAAGCUGCUCAGCUUACCACCCAGAGAAGGGGUAUCUACUUAUCAGCAGCUAUCUGGAUCAUAAUAGCGGGCAGCUCUUUGUAUUACCUUUUUGACAAUAAUACUAAUCAGGAGGUGACGCAUUCGAAGAAUUUCACGCGGUGCUUUGAGCGCUAUGACUCUUCUGGCAGUGUUUCAGCUGUUCUCGCCAUUCAUGUCAUCAUCUGCAUCCUCUUCUAUAUCAUUUUCUUUUUUAUACUAGGCUGGAACAUCAUCAUCAUCAGGACCCUCUUCUCCAAAUCAGUGCAGUCACAGAAGAGUGCUCAUGUCAAGCAAAGGGCACUCUGGAUGGUUUGCACAGUGCUGGCUGUGUUCAUCAUAAGUUUUGUACCUCAUCACAUAGUGCACCUGCCCUGGACCCUGACUGUUCUGGAGCAGUGGCAGAGAGAAAACUGUCAGUUGCGCCAACAACUCAAUGAUGCUCACCAGGUGACUUUGUGCCUCUUGAGUAUGAACUGUGUGUUGGACCCAAUCAUCUACUGCUUCCUCACCAAGAAGUUCCAGAAGCAUCUUUCAGAAAACCUGAAAAGCAUGAAAGGGAGUCGCAAGUGCUCCAGGCAAACCACUGACACGGUGAUUGAGGGCAUCAUUCACCAAGAGGAUGCCAUCAGGAUCUAG
Pelecanus crispus (Dalmatian pelican) is the source of this 1056-nucleotide messenger RNA. NCBI's taxonomy places the organism in Eukaryota, Metazoa, Chordata, Aves, Pelecaniformes, Pelecanidae. The record is from RefSeq and is a predicted model, not a curated record.